AAGCUUCUGCCCUUCGCAGUGGCUUCCCACAUUCAGUCUUCUGGUUCGUUUGUUCGUCGUUCAACCUUUCCGGUGGUCGUUCGCCACCUUAAAUCAUGUCUGACGGAGGCGGAGGAGACGAUAACGCCGGCACCAUGGAGGUGUCGGCGGUUCACACGGUGGCAGAUGCGGCGGUGCUGCAAAAGCAUAUUCGCAAACUAGUCCCGCUCCUCCUGGAAGAUGGCGGCGAGGCCCCGGCCUCUCUGGAAACCUCCCUGGAGGAGAAGAGCACCGUGGAGCAAAUGAGGAAAUUUCUGGGAGACCCCCAAAUUCACACUAUCUUGGUCGAAAGAAGCGCGCUUAAAGAGGAUGUUGGUGAUGAAGGAGAGGAAGAGAAGGAGUGCAUCACUUACAACAUCAGCAUUGACAUCCAUUACGGGCUUAAGUCCAACAGCUUGGCUCUGAUCAAGAGGACGGGUGUCAUCGAUGCAGACAAGCCCAUCUCCACACAAGUUCGAGUCCUGACCCUGAGUGAGGAUUCUCCCUAUGAGACUCUCCACUCUUUCAUCAGCAAUGCCGUCGCUCCCUUCUUCAAGUCCUACAUCCGCGAGUCUGGAAAGGCAGACAGAGACGGUGAUAAAAUGGCACCUUCCGUCGAGAAAAAGAUCGCCGAGCUGGAAAUGGGCCUUCUCCACCUGCAGCAGAACAUCGAGAUCCCCGAGAUCAGCCUGCUCAUCCACCCCAUAAUCGCCAACAUCGCCAAGCAGUGCUACGAGCGCGGGGAGAAGCCCAAAGUCACCGACUUCGGGGAUAAAGUGGAAGACCCCACCUUCCUCAACCAGCUGCAGUCUGGAGUUAACCGUUGGAUCAGGGAGAUACAGAAGGUGACGAAGCUGGACCGUGACCCAGCGUCCGGUACAGCCCUGCAGGAGAUCAGUUUCUGGCUCAAUUUAGAGCGGGCCCUCAACAGGAUCCAGGAAAAGAGGGAGAGCCCAGAGGUUCUACUCACCUUAGACAUCCUCAAACAUGGCAAACGUUUCCACGCCACUGUCAGUUUUGAUACGGACACUGGUCUGAAACAGGCAGUGGAAACCGUCAAUGACUACAAUCCCCUGAUGAAAGACUUCCCACUCAACGACCUGCUCUCCGCCUCGGAGCUAGAUAAAAUCCGGCAGGCCCUGAUGGCCAUAUUCACCCACCUGAAGAAGAUCAGGAACACCAAGUACCCCAUUCAAAGAGCACUGCGUCUGGUCGAGGCCAUCUCCCGAGACCUCAGCUCCCAGCUCCUGAAAGUGUUGGGCACCAGGAAGCUCAUGCAUGUCGCCUACGAGGAAUUUGAGAAGGUGAUGGUGGCUUGCUUCGAGGUGUUCCAGACCUGGGAGGACGAGUAUGAAAAACUACAGGUUCUUCUAAGGGACAUAGUGAAGAGGAAGCGAGAGGAAAACCUAAAGAUGGUGUGGCGUUUGAGCCCCGCCCACAAGAAGCUUCAGACGCGUUUGGAUCACAUGAGGCGCUUCAGGAGGCAGCACGAGCAGCUGAGGGCAGUCAUUGUUCGUGUUUUAAGGCCUCAGGUUUCUGCUGUGCCGCAGCAUGCACCAGGAGAGACGGUGGAGCCUCAGGACAUGAAGGUAGCUGGAGUUCUAUUUGACGCGGCCGAUGCCAACGCUAUCGAGGAGGUCAACCUGGCUUAUGAGAACGUCAAAGAGGUGGAUGGCUUGGAUGUGUCCAAGGAGGGAAUGGAAGCUUGGGAAGCAGCCAUGAAGCGUUACGACGAGCGCAUUGACCGCGUGGAGACCCGUAUCACCGCCCGCCUGCGCGACCAGCUGGGAACCGCCAAGAACGCCAACGAGAUGUUCCGCAUUUUCUCCCGCUUCAACGCACUCUUUGUGCGGCCCCACAUCCGCGGUGCCAUCCGCGAGUACCAGACACAGCUCAUCCAGCGUGUGAAAGACGACAUCGAAUCGCUGCAUGACAAGUUCAAAGUGCAGUACCCUCAGAGCCAGGCUUGUAAGAUGAGCCACGUGCGAGAUCUGCCUCCCGUGUCGGGAUCCAUCAUCUGGGCCAAGCAGAUCGACCGGCAACUGACGGCGUACAUGAAGAGGGUGGAAGAUGUUCUUGGAAAAGGGUGGGAGAAUCACGUGGAGGGACUCAAACUGAAGCAGGAUGGAGAUAGCUUCAGGGCGAAGCUCAACACUCAGGAGAUUUUUGAUGAUUGGGCGCGAAAGGUGCAGCAGCGGAACCUCGGCGUAUCGGGACGCAUCUUCACUAUCGAGAGCACCCGCGCUAGAGGGCGCACAGGAAACAUGCUGAAGCUCAAAGUCAACUUCCUCCCUGAGAUCAUCACCUUGUCCAAAGAGGUGCGCAAUCUCAAGUGGCUGAACUUCCGCGUGCCCCUGGCCAUCGUCAACAAAGCCCACCAGGCCAACCAGCUCUACCCGUUUGCUAUCUCUCUCAUUGAGAGCGUGCGCACCUACGAGCGCACGUGUGAAAAGGUGGAGGAGAGGUUCUCCAUCUCCCUCCUGGUGGCCGGGCUGAAGAAAGAGGUUCAGGCACUCAUUACUGAGGGCAUCACUCUGGUGUGGGAGUCCUACAAGCUGGACCCUUAUGUUCAGAGGUUGGCUGAGACUGUUUUCAACUUUCAAGAAAAGGUGGAUGACCUUCUGCUGAUUGAGGAGAAAAUUGAUCUAGAGGUCCGCUCUCUGGACACCUGCAUGUUCGACCAUAAGACCUUCUCUGAAAUCCUCAAUCGUGUCCAAAAAGCUGUGGAUGACCUCAACUUGCAUUCCUAUUCAAACUUACCCAUCUGGGUCAACAAGCUGGACAUUGAGAUCGAGCGUAUCCUCGGAGUGCGUCUGCAAGCCGGCCUCAAGGCCUGGACCCAGGUGCUCCGUGGUCAGGUAGAGGACAAAGCUGACGUGGACAUGGACACAGAGGCUCCUCAAGUGAGCCAUAAACCUGGAGGCGAGCCCAAAAUCAAGAACGUUGUCCAUGAGCUCAGGAUCACAAACCAGGUCAUCUACCUUAACCCUCCUAUUGAAGACUGUCGCUACAAGCUCUACCAAGAGAUGUUUUCCUGGAAAAUGGUCAUCCUUUCUCUUCCAAGGAUCCAGAGCCAGAGAUACCAGGUUGGGGUCCACUACGAGUUGUCAGAGGAGGAGAAGUUCUACCGAAAUGCUCUUACCAGAAUGCCUGAUGGGCCAGCAGCCUUGGAGGAGGCUUACAAUGCAGUGGAAGACAUUGUCGGUGAGGUUGAGCAGUAUGUCAAGGUGUGGCUGCAGUACCAGUGCUUGUGGGACAUGCAGGCUGAGAACAUCUACAAUCGCCUGGGCGAAGACCUCACUAAGUGGCAGGCCCUUCUCGUCCAAAUCCGUAAAGCACGCGGAACCUUUGACAACGCAGAGACAAGAAAGGAGUUUGGACCAGUGGUCAUAGACUAUGGCAAGGUCCAGUCCAAGGUGAAUCUGAAAUAUGACUCUUGGCACAAAGAGGUGCUCAGCAAGUUUGGCCAAAUGCUCGGUCAGAACAUGCAGGAUUUCCAUGCCCAGAUCUCCAAGUCCCGUCAAGACCUUGAGCAACAUUCCGUGGACACCGCAAGCACAUCAGAUGCUGUCAACUUCAUCACAUAUGUCCAAACGCUGAAGCGUAAAAUCAAACAAUUUGAGAAAAAUGUGGAUUUGUUUCGUAAUGGGCAGCGGCUGCUUGAAAAGCAGAGAUUCCAGUUCCCUCCAUCUUGGCUCUACAUCGACAACAUCGAAGGAGAAUGGGGGGCCUUCAGUGACAUAAUGAAGCGUAAAGACACUGCUAUCCAACAACAGGUGGCCAACCUGCAGAUGAAGAUCGUCCAGGAGGACAAAGCUGUCGAAAACCGCACCACUGACUUGCUUAAUGACUGGGAAAAGACAAAACCUGUUGCUGGUAACCUGCGUCCUGAGGAGGCUCUUCAGUCUCUGACCAUCUAUGAAGGCAACUUUGGACGUCUGAAGGUUGAAAGAGAGAAGUGUGCCCGUGCCAAAGAGGCUCUGGAGCUCACUGACACCGGCUUGCUCAGCGGCAGUGAAGAGAGGGUCCAGGUAGCACUGGAGGAGCUGCAUGACCUGAAGGAGGUGUGGUCAGAGCUGUCCAAGGUGUGGGAGCAGAUUGACCAGAUGAAAGAGCAGCCGUGGGUGUCAGUUCAACCUCGCAAGCUUCGUCAGAAUCUGGAUGCUCUCCUGAACCAGCUCAAAAACUUCCAAGCAAGACUUAGACAGUAUGCUUCCUACGAGUUCGUCCAGAGGCUGCUGAAGGGAUACCUCAAGGUCAACAUGUUGGUGAUUGAGCUGAAGUCAGAGGCUCUGAAGGACCGCCACUGGAAGCAGCUGAUGAAGCGUCUACAUGUCAAUUGGGUCCUGUCAGAACUGACCCUUGGUCAGAUCUGGGAUGUGGAUUUGCAGAAGAAUGAGAUGGUGGUGAAGGAUGUGCUCCUGGUAGCCCAGGGAGAGAUGGCUUUGGAAGAGUUCCUCAAACAGAUUCGUGAAGUGUGGAACUCCUACGAGCUCGACUUGGUGAAUUACCAAAACAAGUGUCGUCUCAUUCGAGGAUGGGAUGACCUCUUCAACAAGGUCAAAGAGCACAUCAACAGCGUGUCUGCCAUGAAGUUGUCCCCUUACUACAAGGUGUUUGAGGAGGACGCUCUGAGCUGGGAGGACAAGCUCAAUCGCAUCAUGGCUCUGUUUGAUGUUUGGAUCGAUGUCCAGCGUCGAUGGGUCUACCUGGAGGGCAUCUUCACAGGGAGUGCUGACAUCAAACAUCUGCUGCCGGUGGAAACCCAACGAUUCCAGAGUAUCAGCACUGAGUUCUUGGCACUAAUGAAGAAAGUCACCAAGUCUCCUCUGGUGAUGGAUGUGCUGAACAUACAAGGGGUGCAGAGGUCCCUGGAGAGGCUGGCUGACCUUCUUGGGAAAAUACAGAAAGCCCUGGGAGAAUACCUGGAGAGAGAAAGAUCAUCAUUCCCCAGGUUCUACUUCGUGGGAGACGAGGACCUGCUGGAGAUCAUCGGAAACAGCAAGAACGUGGCCAAGCUGCAGAAGCACUUUAAAAAGAUGUUCGCAGGCGUCUCCAGCAUCUUGCUCAACGAGGACAACACUGUGGUGCUGGGCAUAUCGUCUCGCGAGGGCGAGGAAAUUGUCUACAAGACGCCCGUCUCAAUCACUGAGCACCCCAAGAUCAACGAGUGGCUGACGCUGGUGGAGAAGGAGAUGAGGGUGACGCUGGCCAAGCUGCUUGCAGAAUCUGUCACUGAGGUCACCUCCUUCAACAAGGGCACUGCCGUGGAUCUGAGCCAGUACAUCAACUGGAUCGAUCGCUAUCAGGCUCAGCUGGUGGUGCUCUCCGCCCAAAUCGCCUGGUCCGAAAACAUUGAGUCAGCCUUGACAUCCAUCCCUGGUAGCGGCGACAUGACCUCCAUUCAGGGUGUGCUGUCAAACGUGGAAGCCACGCUCAAUGUGCUGGCCGAUACCGUGCUCAUGGAACAGCCGCCACUUCGCAGGAGGAAGCUGGAGCACCUGAUCACAGAGCUGGUGCACCAACGUGACGUGACCAGGAGUCUGAUCAAGAACAAGAUUGACAACCCCAAGUCCUUCGAGUGGCUCAGUCAGAUGCGCUUCUACUUUGACCCCAAGCAGACAGAUGUUCUACAGCAGCUGUCCAUCCAGAUGGCUAAUGCCAAGUUCAACUAUGGCUUUGAAUACUUGGGUGUCCAGGACAAGCUUGUCCAGACUCCACUGACUGACCGCUGCUACCUGACCAUGACUCAGGCUCUGGAGGCUCGCCUUGGAGGGUCACCGUUUGGUCCUGCUGGAACAGGAAAGACAGAGUCUGUGAAAGCUCUGGGCCACCAGCUUGGCCGCUUUGUGUUGGUCUUCAACUGCGAUGAGACAUUCGACUUCCAGGCCAUGGGUCGUAUCUUUGUGGGUCUGUGCCAAGUGGGAGCUUGGGGCUGCUUUGACGAGUUCAACCGUCUGGAGGAGAGAAUGCUGUCUGCCGUCUCUCAGCAAGUCCAGUACAUCCAGGUGGCCUUGAGGGAACACAGCAACCCCAACAGAGACAGGAGUGUGCCGGUCACCACAGAACUCUUGAACAAGCAGGUGAAGGUGAGCCCAGACAUGGCCAUCUUCAUCACCAUGAAUCCUGGCUAUGCCGGCCGCUCCAACCUUCCCGACAACUUGAAGAAGCUCUUCCGAAGCUUAGCCAUGACCAAGCCGGACCGUCAGCUCAUUGCCCAGGUCAUGCUCUACUCUCAGGGCUUCCGCACGGCUGAGAUCCUCGCCAAAAAGAUUGUUCCCUUCUUCAAGCUGUGUGACGAGCAGCUGUCGUCUCAAAGUCACUACGACUUUGGCCUGCGAGCUCUCAAGAGCGUGCUGAUAAGUGCUGGCAACGUGAAGCGUGAGCGCAUCCAAAGAAUCAAAAGGGAGAAGUUUGAGCGCGGAGAAGUUGUUGAUGAGAAUGAAAUUGCAGAAAACCUUCCCGAACAAGAAAUUCUGAUCCAGAGCGUAUGCGAGACCAUGGUGCCCAAGUUGGUGGCAGAGGACAUUCCUCUUUUGUUCAGCCUGCUAUCCGACGUCUUCCCCGGAGUACAGUACAUGCGUGGAGAGAUGACUGCGCUCAGGGAGGAGCUCAAGAAGGUGUGCAGGGAGAUGUACCUCACCUACGGAGAUGGUGACGACGUGGGCUGCAUGUGGGUGGAGAAGGUGCUGCAGCUGUACCAGAUAACGCAGAUCAACCAUGGCCUCAUGAUGGUGGGACCUUCAGGUAGUGGAAAGACAAUGGCUUGGCGGGUGCUGCUUAAAGCCCUGGAGAGACUGGAAGGUCUUGAGGGUGUGGCCCACAUCAUUGACCCCAAAGCAAUUAGCAAGGACCACCUCUACGGAACACUUGACCCCAACACCCGCGAAUGGACUGACGGCUUGUUUACACACAUCCUCAGAAAGAUUAUUGACAAUGUCAGAGGUGAACUACAGAAGCGCCAGUGGAUCAUCUUUGAUGGAGAUGUAGACCCUGAGUGGGUUGAAAAUCUCAACUCCGUAUUAGAUGACAAUAAAUUGCUCACGCUGCCCAACGGAGAGCGUCUCAGCUUGCCACCAAAUGUACGUGUAAUGUUCGAGGUCCAGGACCUGAAGUACGCCACCCUGGCCACAGUUUCUCGCUGUGGUAUGGUGUGGUUCAGCGAAGAUGUGCUCAGCACAGACAUGGUUUUCAACAACUUCCUGGCUCGCAUUCGUAGUAUCCCACUGGACGAGGGAGAGGACGAGGCUCAAAGAAAGAGGAAGGGCACAGAGGAUGAGGAGGAGACUGCUUCUCCAAUGUUGCAGAUCCAGCGUGAUGCCGCCGCCAUCUUGCAGCCUUACUUCACUUCCACCGGCCUUGUCAUUAAGGCCUUGGAGCACGCCUCCAAGAUGGAGCAUAUCAUGGACUUCACCCGCCUGCGAUGCAUGGGUUCACUGUUUUCGAUGCUGCACCAGGCCUGCCGUAACGUGGCCCUGUACAACAACAACCACCCUGACUUUCCAAUGCCGAUUGAUCAGCUUGAGCGAUACAUGCAGAGAUAUCUGAUUUAUGCCGUGCUGUGGUCCUUCUCUGGUGAUGGACGGCUGAAAAUGAGGGCUGAGCUAGGAGAAUACAUCCGCCGCAUCACCACAGUGCCCCUCCCCAGUGCUCCCAACAUCCCCAUCAUUGAUUAUGAGGUUUGUAUCUCCGGCGAGUGGCAGUCUUGGCAGGGUAAGGUGCCCCAGAUCGAGGUAGAGACUCACAAAGUGGCCUCGCCUGAUGUCGUGGUCCCGACCUUGGACACUGUGCGCCAUGAGGCUUUGCUGUACACCUGGCUGGCAGAGCACAAACCACUAGUGCUGUGUGGACCUCCGGGCUCUGGAAAGACCAUGACACUCUUCAGUGCUCUCAGAGCCUUGCCUGAUAUGGAGGUUGUUGGUCUGAACUUCUCCAGCGCCACCACCCCAGAACUGCUACUCAAGACCUUUGACCACUACUGCGAGUACCGCCGCACUCCCAACGGCGUGGUCCUUGCCCCUGUGCAGCUUGGCAAGUGGUUGGUGUUGUUCUGUGAUGAGAUCAAUCUGCCUGAUAUGGACAAGUACGGCACACAAAGAGUCAUCUCCUUCCUCAGACAGAUGGUGGAGCAUGGAGGGUUCUAUCGCACAUCAGACCAGACUUGGGUCAAACUGGAGAGGAUCCAGUUUGUGGGUGCCUGUAAUCCUCCCACUGAUCCAGGCAGAAAGCCUCUAACACACAGGUUCCUGCGUCACGUUCCUGUGGUGUACGUCGACUAUCCCGGCCCAGCUUCUCUCACACAGAUUUACGGCACCUUCAACCGGGCCAUGUUGCGCCUCAUCCCCUCGCUGCGGACCUAUGCUGAACCUCUUACUGCUGCUAUGGUGGAAUUCUAUACCAUGUCUCAGGAGCGUUUCACGCAAGAUACACAACCUCACUACAUCUACUCUCCAAGAGAGAUGACCCGCUGGGUGAGGGGGAUCUUUGAAGCCCUGAGGCCACUGGAGACUCUCCCCGUGGAGGGACUUAUCCGUAUCUGGGCUCAUGAGGCUCUUCGCCUCUUCCAAGAUAGGCUUGUCGGUGAUGAAGAGAGAAGGUGGACGGAUGAGAACAUCGACAUGGUUGCUCUCAAACACUUCCCUAACAUUGAUAAGGAGAAGGCUCUCAACAGGCCCAUCCUCUACAGCAACUGGCUCUCAAAGGACUACAUCCCAGUGGAACAAGAGGAGCUGAGGGACUAUGUCAAGGCUCGUCUUAAGGUCUUCUACGAGGAGGAGCUUGACGUCCCUCUGGUGCUCUUUAACGAGGUGUUGGACCAUGUUCUCAGAAUUGAUCGAAUCUUCCGCCAGCCACAGGGGCAUCUUCUGUUGAUUGGUGUGAGCGGAGCAGGGAAGACAACUCUGUCUCGCUUUGUUGCCUGGAUGAACGGACUUAGUGUUUACCAAAUCAAGGUACACAGGAAGUACAGCGGAGAGGACUUUGAUGAGGACUUGCGUACGGUGCUUCGUCGCUCUGGUUGCAAAAACGAGAAGAUCGCCUUCAUCAUGGACGAGUCCAACGUGCUGGAUUCUGGAUUCCUUGAGAGAAUGAACACCCUGCUGGCCAACGGGGAGGUCCCUGGAUUAUUUGAGGGAGAUGAGUAUGCCACCCUGAUGACUCAGUGCAAGGAGGGUGCUCAGAAAGAGGGACUCAUGCUCGACACCCACGAGGAGCUCUACAAGUGGUUUACCAGCCAGGUUAUCCGGAACCUCCAUGUGGUUUUCACCAUGAAUCCCUCAUCGGAGGGCCUGAAGGACAGGGCUGCCACAUCUCCAGCCCUCUUCAACAGGUGUGUGCUGAAUUGGUUUGGAGACUGGUCCACUGAGGCUCUUUAUCAAGUCGGGAAGGAGUUCACCAGCAAAAUGGACCUGGAGAAGCCCAACUACAAAGUGCCAGACUAUAUGCCUAUCGUCUAUGACAAACUGCCCCAGCCACCAUCACACAGGGAGGCCAUCGUUAAUGGCUGUGUGUUCGUACACCAGACACUUCACCAGGCUAACAACCGUUUGGCUAAGCGAGGUGGUCACACAAUGGCCAUCACUCCUCGCCACUACCUGGACUUCAUCAACCAGUAUGCCAACUUGUUCAACGAGAAGCGCAGCGAGCUGGAGGAGCAACAGAUGCACCUCAACGUCGGUCUCCGUAAGAUCAAGGAGACUGUUGAUCAGGUGGAGGAGCUCCGUCGCGACCUUCGAAUCAAGAGCCAGGAGUUGGAGGCAAAGAACGCUGCUGCCAAUGACAAGCUGAAGAAGAUGGUUAAAGACCAACAGGAGGCUGAGAAGAAAAAGGUGAUGAGCCAGGAGAUACAGGAAUCUGUCUACAAGCAGCAGGAGGUGAUCAAGGACAAACAACUGCGAGUCAAACAGGACUUGGACCAAGUGGAGCCAGCUGUCAUUGAGGCACAGAAUGCGGUGAGCUCGAUUAAACGGCAGCACCUAGUAGAAGUGCGGGCUAUGACCAAUCCCCCAGCUGCAGUCAAACUGGCCCUGGAGUCAAUCUGCCUUAUGCUGGGCGAGGAGACCAGUGACUGGAAAAAAAUCAGACAAGUUAUUAUCAGGGAUAAUUUCAUCAGCAGCAUAGUCAACUUUUCCUCUGAGGAAAUGAGUGACUCCAUUCGUGAAAAGAUGAAGAAGAACUACAUGUCCAACCCGAGCUACAAUUAUGACCAAGUCAACAGAGCCUCGCUGGCUUGCGGCCCUAUGGUGAAAUGGGCUAUUGCUCAGCUCAACUAUGCUGACAUGCUGAAACGCGUGGAGCCUCUGCGUAGCGAGCUUCAGAAGCUCGAGGACGAUGCCACGGACAACAAGACGAAGGCUGAGGAGGUGGAGCAGAUGAUUAGGGACCUGGAGGCUAGCAUAGCUCGCUAUAAGGAGGAGUACGCUGUCCUCAUCUCAGAGGCCCAGGCCAUCAAAGCUGACCUGGCUGCAGUGGAGGCUAAGGUGAAUCGCAGCACAGCCCUCCUGAAAAGUCUGUCAGCUGAGAGGGAGCGCUGGGAGAAAACCAGUGAGACGUUUAAGAACCAGAUGUCUACCAUCGCUGGUGACUGUCUGCUCUCUGCGGCGUUCAUUUCGUAUGCUGGCUACUUUGAACAGCAGAUGAGACAGAACCUGUUCACCACUUGGUCUCAUCACCUGCAGCAAGCCAAUAUACAGUUCCGAACUGACAUUGCCAGGACAGAAUACCUCUCCAACGCAGACGAGAGGCUCCGCUGGCAGGCCAACUCUCUCCCAGCGGAUGACCUCUGCACUGAGAAUGCCAUCAUGCUAAAGAGAUUCAACAGGUAUCCGCUUAUCAUCGACCCAUCUGGGCAAGCCACGGAGUUCAUAAUGAACGAGUACAAAGACCGCAAGAUCACACGAACCAGCUUCUUGGACGACGCCUUCAGGAAGAACCUGGAGAGCGCCUUGCGUUUUGGAAACCCUCUACUGGUUCAGGAUGUUGAGAGUUAUGACCCCAUCUUGAACCCGGUGUUAAACAGAGAGGUCCGCCGAACUGGUGGGCGUGUCCUCAUCACCUUGGGAGACCAGGACAUCGAUCUGUCGCCUUCAUUUGUCAUCUUCCUUUCUACACGAGACCCUACGGUUGAAUUCCCACCAGACUUGUGUUCUCGUGUGACAUUCGUCAACUUCACGGUGACUCGCAGCAGCUUGCAGAGCCAAUGUCUUAAUGAGGUGCUUAAAGCUGAAAGGCCGGACGUAGAUGAGAAACGCUCGGAUCUUCUCAAACUGCAGGGCGAGUUCCAACUGCGUCUGCGUCAGCUGGAAAAAUCCCUGCUGCAGGCGCUUAACGAGGUUAAAGGCCGCAUCCUAGAUGACGACACCAUCAUCACCACACUGGAGAACCUGAAGAAGGAGGCCGCCGAGGUCACCAGGAAGGUGGAGGAGACAGAUAUCAUCAUGGCCGAGGUGGAGGCAGUUUCGCAGCAGUACUUAUCCCUAUCAUCCGCCUGCAGCAGCAUCUACUUCACUAUGGAAGCUCUCAACCAGAUUCACUUCCUGUACCAGUAUUCCCUUCACUUUUUCCUGGACACCUACCACACUGUGCUGUAUGAAAACCCCAACCUCAAGAGCAUCAGCGACCACUCGCAAAGACUUGCUGUCAUCACAAAAGACCUUUUCCAGGUGGCGUUCAACCGAGUUGCCAGGGGAAUGUUGCACCAGGACCACAUUACUUUCGCCAUGCUGUUGGCCAAGAUCAGCCUCAAGGGAAUGACCAGCGAGCCGUCCUAUGACGCAGAGUUCCAGCACUUCCUGCGUGGUAAGGAGAUUGUGCUAACUGGCACGUCUCUGCCCAAGGUGAGGGGUCUGACUUCUGAGCAGAGCGAGGCAAUGAUCCGCCUUAGCCGCCUGCCUGCAUUCAAAGACGUGGUGGCCAAGAUUCAGGCUGAUGAGCAAAUCUUCAUGUGGCUUGAGAGCAACAACCCUGAGCUGGCUGUUCCUUACCUGUGGUCAGAAGAGAAGCAGUCUACUCCUAUUGGCCAAGCAGUGCACCAGAUGUUGCUGAUUCAGACGUUCCACCCAGACCGCCUGUUGGCCAUGUCUCACAUCUUUGUGGCAAAGGUCCUGGGAGAGACCUUCAUGAACAUCAUCGAGCAGCCCAUCGACCUGGCCAAUAUUGUGGAUAGUGAGGUGAAGCCCAGUACACCUGUGCUGAUGUGUUCUGUCCCGGGUUAUGAUGCUAGUGGUCUAGUGCGAGAUCUGGCUACUGAGCAAAACAAACAAAUUACUUCCAUCUCCAUUGGUUCCGCUGAGGGCUUUAACAAGGCAGACCGAGACAUCAACACCGCCGUCAAGUCUGGGAGGUGGGUGAUGUUGGAGAACGUCCACUUGGCCCCAGGCUGGCUGAUGCAGUUGGAGAAGAAGCUUCACUCUAUGCAGCCUCAUUCUAGCUUCAGGCUCUUUCUGACGAUGGAGAUCAACCCUAAGGUUCCAGUGAAUCUGCUUCGGGCUGGUCGUAUUUUUGUCUUCGAGCCUCCUCCUGGUGUAAAGGCCAACAUGCUGCGCACCUUCAGCAGCAUACCUGUUGCUCGCAUGUGCAAGGCUCCCAAUGAGCGUGCCCGUCUGUACUUCCUGCUGGCCUGGUUCCAUGCUGUCAUCCAGGAACGUCUGCGCUACGCACCUCUGGGUUGGUCCAAGAAGUACGAGUUUGGAGAGUCUGACCUGCGCUCCGCCUGUGACACGGUCGACACCUGGCUGGAUGACACCGCUAAGGGUCGUCAAAACAUCGCCCCAGACAAGAUCCCUUGGGCAGCCCUAAAAACCCUCAUGGCCCAAUCCAUCUAUGGCGGCCGCAUCGACAAUGAGUUUGACCAGCGUCUGCUUAACACGUUCCUGGAUCGCAUUUUCACCAAGGGGAGCUUUGACAGCGAGUUUAAACUCGCACUCAAAGUUGACGGACACAAAGACAUCAAGAUGCCUGAUGGCAUUCGGCGCGAGGAGUUCAUGCACUGGGUAGAGAUGCUUCCUGACACUCAGACGCCGUCUUGGCUGGGGUUGCCUAGCAAUGCGGAGAAGGUCUUGCUCACCACUCAGGGCACUGACAUGAUGGGUAAGAUGCUGAAAAUGCAGAUGCUGGAGGAUGAGGAUGACCUUGCCUACGAGACCGAGAAAAAGGAGCGUGCAUCGUCCACAUCCGACGCCCAACCGGCUUGGAUGAGGACGCUGCACGGCACCGCCUGCAACUGGCUGCAACUGAUGCCCCAAACUGUCAAUCCACUCAAGCGCACAGUGGAGAAUAUCAAGGACCCACUGUUCCGCUUUUUUGAGCGUGAGGUUAAGAUGGGCGGCAAGAUGCUUCAGGAGGUCCGCCAGGAUCUGUCAGAUGUGGUGCAAGUGUGCCAGGGCAAGAAGAAGCAAACCAACGAUCUGCGCACUCUUAUCAGCGACCUGGUUAAAGGCAUCCUCCCACGCAGCUGGUGUCGCUACACGGUUCCCGUUUCCAUGACCGUUAUCCAAUGGGUGGCUGACUUCAGUGAGCGCAUCAAACAGCUGCAGCAAAUCUCCCAGGGAGCUGCCAGCGGGGGCGCUAAAGAGCUCAAGAGCAUCCACGUUUGUCUGGGCAGCCUGUUUGUGCCCGAGGCGUACAUCACGGCCACCCGCCAAUAUGUCGCCCAAGCUAACAGCUGGUCGCUGGAGGAGUUGUGUCUGGAGGUCAACGUCACCACCGCCCAGGGAGCCACGCUGGACGCGUGCAGCUUCGGCAUCAAAGGACUCAAACUGCAGGGAGCAACAUGUGCCAACAACAAGCUGUCAUUGUCCACAUCCAUCUCCACUGAGCUGCCUCUCACUCAGCUGCGCUGGAUCAAGCAAAGCAAUGCUGAGAAGAGACACAUGGUUACUCUGCCCGUUUACCUGAACUUCACCAGAUCCGACCUCAUCUUCACCGUCGACUUCGAUAUCGCUACCAACGAAGAUCCGCACAGCUUCUAUGAGCGCGGAGUGGCGAUCCUGUGCACAGAGUAGAAAAACACCUGAGUCACAGUCAUAGUUAACCAACCUAUUAAUCAUUCGUAAGCACUGCAUAUUAACCGCCUGUUUUAAGCCUAGUCAAUUAUAAUACUUUGUGGAGCAGUAGUGAACUCAUUUUAUGCAUAUUGGAAAGUGUUCUGAGAAGAUAUUAGAAAGUGUUCUGAGAAGGUGGAGAGGGAAGUUGUCAAAUGGUAAAUGUCAGGAAUCGUGUUUGGAAAGAGGAAGUUGACAGGAAAACCUGUUUUUACGAAAGAAUGCGGAUGUUUUUUGAUUGAAUAAAGCUCGCAGAAAUGAAA
Messenger RNA from Nerophis lumbriciformis (worm pipefish), 14320 nucleotides. It is a transcript of the gene dync1h1, whose product is annotated as dynein, cytoplasmic 1, heavy chain 1. The record is from RefSeq and is a predicted model, not a curated record. Gene Ontology annotation, biological process: microtubule-based movement. NCBI's taxonomy places the organism in Eukaryota, Metazoa, Chordata, Actinopteri, Syngnathiformes, Syngnathidae. Gene Ontology annotation, molecular function: dynein intermediate chain binding; ATP hydrolysis activity; ATP binding. Gene Ontology annotation, cellular component: axonemal dynein complex.